This is a messenger RNA of Aquila chrysaetos chrysaetos, 868 nucleotides long. RefSeq names its product general transcription factor IIH subunit 5 (gene GTF2H5). The transcript has 3 exons. NCBI's taxonomy places the organism in Eukaryota, Metazoa, Chordata, Aves, Accipitriformes, Accipitridae. Gene Ontology annotation, biological process: nucleotide-excision repair, preincision complex assembly; transcription by RNA polymerase II; transcription initiation at RNA polymerase II promoter. Bases 256 to 471 code for a protein of 71 amino acids. The record is from RefSeq and is a predicted model, not a curated record. Gene Ontology annotation, cellular component: transcription factor TFIIH holo complex; transcription factor TFIIH core complex.
AACGUCCCUGGCCGUCCCAGCGGCGCGUUGGGCUCGUCUCCCUCCGCCCAGGCCGCCUUUCGCAAGGCCGCGGCUCGCCUCCGCCGGCAGAAGGGCCGGUAGUCGGCCGCAGCCGCUGGAGGAGCUCGGCGGGGCUGGCGGGGGGCAGAGGUGCCUGGACUGCACUCAGGGAUUUCCUCUGUUUACGUGUGUAACCCAAAGCAAGAGUUGUUCUUGUCACCCCUUCCUGUCAGUGUUUGUGAGAGAACUGAGAAGAUGGUGAAUGUUCUGAAAGGUGUUCUGAUUGAAUGUGACCCAGCAAUGAAGCAGUUUCUGCUCUACUUGGAUGAGUCAAAUGCAUUGGGAAAGAAGUUCAUCAUACAAGACCUGGAUGAAACUCAUGUCUUUGUAUUAGCCGAGUUGGUUAACUUCCUCCAGGAGAGAGUGGGCGAGUUAAUGGACCAGAACUCUUUUCCUAUUACUCAGAAGUAAAAAGACUAGAGAAAUGAGAUUACUGCGAGUUUUGGAAUAGUGUAUUUCAAUAGCUUGGGUUGUUACUGUUUUAAUAGAUACACUGUGGUUAGUAAGUUCUACAUGGAAGUGGUUACUCUAGAAAAUGGAUCAUUUUCAUAGGCAAAAUACUCUUGAAUUGGAUUUUAUUUCUCAUUUUGAAAGAUUAUGGUAUCUUUAUUAAAAUCCUUAAAAUGAUACACUUGAGGACUUGCCUAGAAAAUUUUUGAUGCAUGCUCUCUGUUUUUCCUUUAGAAUUUUUAUCUUGCAAGGUGUUAUGACUCAAAAAUUAGAGUAGUGUUUCUGUUUUGGAAUGCUAUAUGAACUCCUCUGGCAUGUUACAUUCCUGUGGAAUUGAUUAAAUCUGGUUAUAGUGUGA